AUGUUUAUAUGUCGACCAGUAUAUGUUUAUAUGUCGACCAGUAUAUGUUUAUAUGUCGACCAGUAUAUGUUUAUAUGUCGACCAGUAUAUGUUUAUAUGUCGACCAGUAUAUGUACAUAUGUCGACCAGUAUAUGUACAUAUGUCGACCAGUAUAUGUACAUAUGUCGACCAGUAUAUGUACAUAUGUCGACCAGUAUAUGUAUAUAUGUCGACCAGUAUAUGUAUAUAUGUCGACCAGUAUAUGUAUAUAUGUCGACCAGUAUAUGUUUAUAUGUCGACCAGUAUAUGUUUAUAUGUCGACCAGUAUAUGUUCAUAUGUCGACCAGUAUAUGUUCAUAUGUCGACCAGUAUAUGUACAUAUGUCGACCAGUAUAUGUACAUAUGUCGACCAGUAUAUGUACAUAUGUCGACCAGUAUAUGUACAUAUGUCGACCAGUAUAUGUACAUAUGUCGACCAGUAUAUGUACAUAUGUCGACCAGUAUAUGUACAUAUGUCGACCAGUAUAUGUACAUAUGUCGACCAGUAUAUGUACAUAUGUCGACCAGUAUAUGUACAUAUGUCGACCAGUAUAUGUACAUAUGUCGACCAGUAUAUGUACAUAUGUCGACCAGUAUAUGUACAUAUGUCGACCAGUAUAUGUACAUAUGUCGACCAGUAUAUGUACAUAUGUCGACCAGUAUAUGUACAUAUGUCGACCAGUAUAUGUACAUAUGUCGACCAGUAUAUGUAUGUUGUUACAGGGUGGUUAACAGGGGCACCCUAA
Volvox carteri f. nagariensis is the source of this 765-nucleotide messenger RNA. RefSeq lists its product as uncharacterized. The coding region runs from base 1 to 765 and encodes 254 amino acids. The transcript has a single exon. The record is from RefSeq and is a predicted model, not a curated record. NCBI's taxonomy places the organism in Eukaryota, Viridiplantae, Chlorophyta, Chlorophyceae, Chlamydomonadales, Volvocaceae.